Soboliphyme baturini is the source of this 373-nucleotide messenger RNA. Lineage: Eukaryota; Metazoa; Nematoda; Enoplea; Dioctophymatida; Soboliphymatidae. The record is from the annotation of a GenBank genome assembly.
AUGUCCCCGUCAGCCUGGUCGUUACAAGGUGCAACGAAAAAUUUGCCUCGACAACUACGGCGACCUGGACAAAGACGGGAACUGCGAACUGGACUUCCUGGAGAACGACGAUGCAUUGAAGGCGUACAAACAGGCGUUCGAAUCGUACGAAAAAGCCGGCUUUGGGACCAUCACCGCCAAGCUGACAUUCGCACAUAACGCUACUGCGGAACAGCUCAGGAAGAAGAUCGAAAAAGAAAAGUACAUACAAGCAACCGCUGAGCAGGACAUCAGCAAGCAGAGCAAGAAAAACACCUGGAAAUUCACAACACAGGAAGAGAAGGAAUUUAAAAGUUGGUUCAUCAAGCAAAGACAGGAUGCCUGGCACAAGUAA